GUUUAUAGUUACCGCUUAAACGCAUAAUUUCAAUUUCUUAAGCUGUAAAUUAAACUUGCGAUAUGAAGUUUUCUUACAAAUUCUCGAAUUUGUUGGGCACAAUUUAUCGCAAUGGAAAUCUGGUGUUCACUCCUGACGGCAAUUCAGUUAUCAGUCCUGUGGGCAACCGGAUAACGGUAUACGAUCUCAAGAACAACAAGUCGCGGACUUUAUCCUUGGAAUCCUUUUACAAUUACACAAACAUUGCCCUGUCUCCAGAUGGCAGCCUGUUGAUAGCUGUCAAUGAGCAGGGCAAUGCACAGUUGAUCAGCAUGGUCUCCUGCACGGUUAUACAUCGGCAUAAAUUCCAAACGGGUGUGCAGUGCAUUACCUUCAGUCCUGAUGGCAAGUACUUUGCGGUCGCAAGAGAGAAUCUUGUGCUAAUUUUUUGCUCUCCGGGAGAGUUAACUGGCGAAUACAAUCCAUUUGUACUGAAGCGUAGUUUCCUCGGCGGCUACGACGAUAUCACAUGGCUGGACUGGUCGACAGAUUCCAAGCUUCUGGCCAUCGGAUGUCGUGAUAGCUCCACUAAAAUAUGCGCCGUCAAUCACACGCGUAAUUUUCGAACUUAUAAUUUGAGCGGACACACGGAUGCCAUAGUCUCGUGCUUUUUCGAAUUGAACAGCUUGCACUUGAGCACUGUCAGCCGGAAUGGACAACUCUGCCUCUGGGAAUGUAGCGUUGAACCGUCAGACUUAAUUGAAGUCAGUCAAGCUAAAGCGGAACCCUUGCCGCCUCUCGCCAAACGAAAAGCUCCCAAUACACAAUCAGACAGUGAAUCCGAAGAUGACAUCGAAGGCAAUCUAGAAAAGCAAAAGAUGGCGGUGAAAGAUGAAACCGAGGACCAGAACCAAGUCAAAGACGAAAGCGCUAAGAAGUCACAUCCAUUCUAUUACAAAAAGCUCGGACGGCACUAUUUAGCCAACGAGCCGCGCAAGGAGAAACGCGAUGCGAUGCUGACAGCGGCCAACUAUAAUCGGCACACAAAGGUAUUAGUGGUCGCCUUUAGCACUGGCGCUUUCUACUUGUAUGAGCUACCCGACGUCAAUAUGAUACACUCGCUGAGCAUCUCCGACUAUCCCAUAUCGGCAGCCCUAUUUAAUAGCACUGGCGAUUGGGUUGCAUUGGCCUCACGCGAAAUCGGACAACUGCUGGUGUGGGAGUGGCAAAGCGAGCAGUACAUUAUGAAGCAGCAGGGUCACAGCAGUGAGAUGACUUGCAUAGGCUAUUCUCCAGAUGGCCAAUACAUUGCUACCGGCGGAGAGGACUCCAAGGUAAAGCUGUGGAACACUCAAAGCAGCUUCUGCUUCGUGACCUUCAGUGAGCACACAAGUGGUGUGACCGGUGUACAGUUUAGCCGUAAUAAAAAGUUUCUGGUUAGCAGUUCACUGGACGGCACAGUGCGUGCUUUCGAUAUCAUAAGAUAUCGCAACUUCAGGACAUUCACAUCGCCAACUCCAACUCAGUUCGCAUGCGUGGCCAUAGACUACUCUGGAGAGUUGGUUGUUGCUGGUGGUCAAGAUGUCUUUGAGAUAUUUUUGUGGUCCAUCAAGACGGGAAAACUAUUGGAAGUGAUUAGCGGCCAUGAGGGCCCAGUGACAUCUGUGGCCUUCUCGCCAGUCGCCACGUCUUCAACACUCAUUUCUGGAUCUUGGGAUAAGACGGUGAAAAUUUGGAAUUGCUUGGAGAGCAAUAGUGAGCACGAAACAAUAGAUGCGCUCGCCGAUGUUACCUGCGUAGCAUUCAGUCCCAGUGGAGAAGAGGUCGCUGUUGCAACGCUCGUUGGCAACAUAACAAUCUUUGAUGUGAAAUCUGCAACACAAGUGAACACAAUUGAGGGACGCAGUGAUUUGGGUAGCGGUCGACUAGAGACUGAUAUUGUAACUGCUAAGAAAAACGCACAGUCGAACUAUUUCUCAACAAUAGAGUAUUCCGCGGACGGAGAAUGCAUUCUAGCUGCGGGAAAAUCCGCCAAUAUUUGCAUUUAUAAUGUACGUGAGGCGAUUCUGCUGAAGAAGUUUGAAAUAACACAAAAUCACAGUUUGGAUGGUUUGAAUGAGUUCAUUAGCCGAAAGCAUCUGAGUGAAUUUGGCAACAUGGCUUUGGUUGAACAACGCGAGGAAGGCGAAGGAGGCAAAGUGGCAAUUCGUUUGCCUGGCGUACGUAAAGGCGACAUGUCCUCAAGGCGCUUUAAGCCUGAGGUGAGGGUCUUCUCUGUUCGCUUUUCGCCCACGGGUCAAGCGUUUGCAGCUGCUGGCACCGAAGGACUUUGCAUAUACGCGCUAGACAAGGGCGUGGUUUUCGAUCCGUUUGAUUUGACGCUGGAAGUGACACCUAAGGCAGUACACGAGGCGCUGAAGAGCGAAGAGUUCACCAAGGCGCUUGUCAUGUCCUUGAAACUGAACGAGCCCAAUUUAGUGACCUUAGUGCUAGAACGCGUGCCAUACAGGGAUAUUGAGCUACUUUGCGCGGAUCUAUCGCCCGACAUCGCCCAACGUUUGCUGCAACAUCUGGCGCGCCUCCUGCAGUCCUCACCCCACAUCGAGUUCUAUUUGCAGUGGAGCUGUUGCCUGCUGAAUACCCAUGGCAAUCGUGACGGCGUCUUCCAGCACACGGCUCUGCUCGCCCUACAUGAAAGUAUUUCGCGCAAAUAUGAAAUGCUCAACAAAAUAUGCGACUACAAUAAGUACACGAUACGUGUACUCCUGGACAGGGCGGAGCAACUAGAAGCAGCAAAAGGAGCUGAGGCAGAGCAGACAACAAACGAGGAUAGUGACAGUGAAAUGUUGUUGAUAAAGAGCACAGAGGACAAGGGCUUGGAAUGCGAGUUUAGCGAGGAAAGCGACGAAGAUACUGAAGAGUCCGAUGAGGAGGACAAGGACGAUGCAUAGGUGUAAAGUAGUUAGGCUUGUUGUUAUAAUAGAUCCUACGAAUACGCAUAUUAAAUUG
Messenger RNA from Drosophila hydei, 2988 nucleotides. RefSeq names its product periodic tryptophan protein 2 homolog. The record is from RefSeq and is a predicted model, not a curated record. Gene Ontology annotation, cellular component: Pwp2p-containing subcomplex of 90S preribosome; small-subunit processome. Gene Ontology annotation, molecular function: protein binding. Lineage: Eukaryota; Metazoa; Arthropoda; Insecta; Diptera; Drosophilidae. The transcript is spliced from 10 exons. The coding region runs from base 63 to 2930 and encodes 955 amino acids. Gene Ontology annotation, biological process: ribosomal small subunit assembly; maturation of SSU-rRNA from tricistronic rRNA transcript (SSU-rRNA, 5.8S rRNA, LSU-rRNA).